AUGGUUAUUCAUGGUGGUAUGAUUCGUAGGUGGCAUUUCAGGUUCGAGGCUUCUUGGUUGUUGGAAAACUCUUGUGAGGAUGAAGAACAACGGUUAUGGAAUGAGUAUACUGAUUGUUUGUCGGAGAGGCUCAAUUUCGUGAGUCAUGGUCUUGAUGAGUGGUUCAAAGGGAUAUGUAAAAAGAGGAGUUUCACUGCUAGUGUCCUUAAGAAGAAAUUGGAGGCUCUGGUUGAAUUACAACCAAUAGAGGAGGUGUUGGGUGAAAUAAUAGACACAAAGUUGCAACUUAAUCUCGAGUUAGACAAAUCUGAAUUGUAUUGGGAACAACGUGCCAAGGUGAAUUGGCUAAGGUUUGGUGAUAACAACACUGCUUUUUUUCAUCAUUUUACCUCCAAUAGACGACAUAAGAAUAAAAUAACAACCCUCAAAACAGAUGAUGGUUUAAUUGUUAAUAUCGAGGUGGGAAUAAGAGAUGUUGCUAGAGAUUAUUUCUUGACUUUAUUUACAUCCAAUGUGAGGCAGGUGGAUGAUAGAAUUAUGAAUGACAUAGCCACUAGCAUUACAGCUAACAUGAAUACUGAGCUGCUUCGACCUUUUUACAAUUAA
Messenger RNA from Hibiscus syriacus, 606 nucleotides. RefSeq lists its product as uncharacterized. The record is from RefSeq and is a predicted model, not a curated record. Lineage: Eukaryota; Viridiplantae; Streptophyta; Magnoliopsida; Malvales; Malvaceae. The coding region runs from base 1 to 606 and encodes 201 amino acids. The transcript has a single exon.